AUGAAAUAAAGAGAAAGUAUUUCUGAACCUCCUAUUGAUAAAUUAGAAUAAAUAAGAUAGAAAUUUUCAAAAUAAUUAACUAAAGUAAAGGCUAAAGGUUUUGUUUCUUGCAGUAUAGGAAAAUCAAUAGAAAAUGAUGCUGCAUCAAGAAUUUCAUUUGGCAAAAGUUCAUUUCUAGAAAAAUUAUAAUCAAUCAAUUCAUUUGAAGAUGAUGAGAAAACUUUACUAAAAUCUAUUUAAUUUGAUGUAUAAUUAGCCAUAAAAAGAUAUUAAUAAAGAAUUGAAUAAAUAGCUUAAUUAUAAGAAGAAAGAAGUUCAUUAAGAUCUUGUUAAUAAGAAAUUGUACAAUAUUUAACAACUCCAUAAUAAGAAAAAAAUUAAAUAGAAUUUGAUUCUGAAAUUUUAACAAAAAGAUCAGCUUCUAAAAGUACUGUAUAGAACACUUAAAUUAAUACAAAUAUUAAUAAAUUGAAAUAAUUAAAUAAAAAUAUUUUAGGUGAUAAAAAAUCGAAUAAAACUUUUAAAAUACUAUCAGAUAAAUAGAAUAAAUUUAAGCAAAAAAAAAAGUAAAGUAAUUAAUCUCUUACUGAAAUAAGUCUGCUCAAUAAAAAGCAAUCUUUAAAAAAAGAUGGUAAUCUUAGUUAAAAAUCUGUUUCAACUCGUUAACCAAGUGUAAAGGAAAUAGCAAUAAAUUUAGAAUAAAGAAGAUCUACUGGAAUGACAUUGCGAAAUUAGCCAAGAUAAUCAAGAAAUUCAAUAAAUUCUUUUGAUCAUAAGUAACCGACUACAAAAACAAAAAAACCAUAAGUAUUCUGA
Molecule: messenger RNA, 816 nt
Organism: Paramecium sonneborni
Lineage: Eukaryota; Ciliophora; Oligohymenophorea; Peniculida; Parameciidae
Source: the annotation of a GenBank genome assembly